AAAGAGGCAAUCGAAAUCAGAACCCACCACCCCUUUUCAUAGCCCUAGAAAUUCUUCCUCAAUUCAAUGAUUCAUGAACAUUAAUAUCCAAUUGUUUCCUCCCUCCCCCUUCCCUCCCUUUAGUAGAUAAAUCAUCCGCCAUCAACAUUUCUCUCUAUCUUCACGCAGUUUGAUUUCCUUUGAAGAAAAAUGCAGUCGAUCACGAACAUCAGAACCACCUACGGCCUCCCUCUUUGCCUCUCCGGAAUCACCCAUCACCACCACCUUUCUCUCUCUAAACAGAUUGCAGAUCAUGAUCGGAGACGAGAGGCAAUGAAGGUAGCUACAUCGGAAACCAGAAGUCGCGGCGGCGUAAUCAACGGAGAGGUAAGAGAAAAUGAAGUUAUCCACAGAUCAUCAGAUCUGAGAAAGUUUAGCGGCGAUGAUGAUGAUCAAUCAUCACUUCUUCAUACUUCAUGUACAGCCAAAGCUGCUUAGGAGUUCCAUUUUCAGUCUAUUUUGAUUUUUUUUUUUUUACUUUAUAUAUUUGAAAACUCUUAUGGAUCAGCUUCGGAUUUGCCCUAAUUUGAUUUAUGAAAGCAAC
Lactuca virosa is the source of this 583-nucleotide messenger RNA. The record is from the annotation of a GenBank genome assembly. NCBI's taxonomy places the organism in Eukaryota, Viridiplantae, Streptophyta, Magnoliopsida, Asterales, Asteraceae.